Messenger RNA from Neurospora crassa OR74A, 2230 nucleotides. It is a transcript of the gene hsp70-2, whose product is annotated as heat shock protein 70. Bases 92 to 1849 code for a protein of 585 amino acids. Gene Ontology annotation, molecular function: ATP binding; heat shock protein binding; ATP hydrolysis activity. The transcript has 5 exons. The record is from RefSeq and is a predicted model, not a curated record. NCBI's taxonomy places the organism in Eukaryota, Fungi, Ascomycota, Sordariomycetes, Sordariales, Sordariaceae. Gene Ontology annotation, cellular component: nucleus; cytosol; cytoplasm. Gene Ontology annotation, biological process: vesicle-mediated transport; cellular response to unfolded protein; protein refolding.
UAAAACCCUUCAACUCCCUCCUCGUCCCCUUCGUUGUUGCCAGCUUCAGCUCAGUCUCGACAUUCCCUUUCAAGACAACACUAUCUUCAUCAUGGCGGACGAAGUUUACGAUGGUGCCAUUGGCAUCGAUCUUGGUACUACCUACUCUUGCGUUGCCAUCUACGAGGGUACCAAUGUCGAGAUCAUUGCCAACGAGCAGGGUAGCUUCACCACUCCCUCUUUCGUCUCCUUCACUCCCGAGGAGCGUUUGAUCGGUGAGGCCGCCAAGAACCAGGCCGCCAUGAACCCGAAGAACACCGUCUUCGAUGUCAAGCGUCUUAUCGGUCGCCGCAUCGAUGACCCCACCGUCAAGAAGGACCAGGAGUCCUGGCCCUUCAAGGUUGUCGACGAUGGUGCCGGCAACCCCAAGGUUGAGGUUGACUACCUCAACGGUGUCCACACCUUCUCCCCCCAGGAGAUCUCCGCCAUGGUCCUCACCAAGAUGAAGGAGAUUGCCGAGGUCAAGCUUGGCAAGAAGGUUGAGAAGGCUGUCAUCACUGUCCCUGCCUACUUCAACGACAACCAGCGUCAGGCUACCAAGGAUGCUGGUGCCAUUGCCGGCCUCAACGUCCUCCGUAUCAUCAACGAGCCCACCGCUGCCGCCAUUGCCUACGGUCUCGGUGCCAACAAGUCCAACAAGGAGCGCAACGUCCUCAUCUACGAUCUCGGUGGUGGUACUUUCGAUGUCUCCCUCCUCAACAUCCAGGGUGGUGUCUUCACCACCAAGAAGGAUCUCUCCGGUGAUGCCCGUGCCCUCCGUCGUCUCCGCACUGCUUGCGAGCGUGCCAAGCGUACCCUCUCUUCUGGUGCCCAGACCACCAUCGAGAUCGACUCUCUCUUUGAUGGUGAGGACUUCAACAUCAACGUCACUCGUGCCCGUUUCGAGGACUUGAACGCCAAGGCCUUCUCCGGUACCCUCGAGCCUGUUGCCCAGGUCCUCAAGGAUGCUGGCAUUGAGAAGUCCGCCGUUGACGAGAUCGUCCUUGUCGGUGGUUCUACCCGUAUCCCCAAGGUCCAGAAGCUCCUCAGCGAGUUCUUCGACGGCAAGAAGCUCGAGAAGUCCAUCAACCCCGAUGAGGCUGUCGCCUACGGUGCCGCCGUCCAGGCCGGUAUCCUCUCCGGCAAGGCCACCUCCGCCGAGACCUCCGACCUCCUCCUCCUCGAUGUCGUUCCCCUCUCCCUCGGUGUCGCCAUGGAGGGCAACAUCUUCGCCCCCGUCGUCCCCCGUGGCCAGACUGUGCCCACCAUCAAGAAGCGCACCUUCACCACUGUUGCCGACAACCAGCAGACCGUUCAGUUCCCCGUUUACCAGGGUGAGCGUGUCAACUGCGAGGACAACACCUCCCUCGGCGAGUUCACUCUUGCUCCUAUCCCUCCCAUGAAGGCUGGUGAGCCCGUCCUCGAGGUCGUCUUCGAGGUCGACGUCAACGGUAUCCUCAAGGUCACCGCCACUGAGAAGACCUCUGGCCGCUCUGCCAACAUCACCAUCUCCAACUCCGUUGGCAAGCUCUCUUCCUCCGAGAUCGAGAAGAUGGUUGAGGAGGCUGAGAAGUUCAAGAGCAACGACGAGGCCUUCUCCAAGCGCUUCGAGGCCAAGCAGCAGCUCGAGUCCUACAUCUCCCGCGUUGAGGAGAUCGUCUCCGACCCCACUCUCUCCCUCAAGCUCAAGCGCGGCCAGAAGGAGAAGAUUGAGCAGUCCCUCUCCGAGGCCAUGAGCCAGCUCGAGAUUGAGGACUCCUCCGCCGAGGACCUCAAGAAGAAGGAGCUUGCCCUCAAGCGCCUCGUCACCAAGGCCAUGUCUUCCCGCUAAAUUACCUUUUAGCUUAACGAAGUGUAUGAUGCUCGCCUUCCAUCUACCAAUGGGCGCGAUACUUGGGAAUAGGAACAGGAACUUUAAUUGAAGGCAGGAUCUUGUCUUGUAUCGGCACGACGUCUUCAUAUACCUCGUUCAUUGGGACCGGAUACUCAAAAGUUGGGGGGGCCAUGUGUAUUUGAUCUGCAUUCUACGGCAUCAGUCGCAGCCCCGGGCAGGGAAUGGUUGUUUCCGAGAACGAAUGACAUACCGGAUGGAUUUCUUUUCCUUGCCUUUUAGCGCCAUUGAUCUCUUUAUUUAUGACCCAAAAUCUCUUCGGCGCAACUGCAUGUAGACUGGGGAAGGUGCAAAAACAAUACAAACGAUGAACAAAACUUA